Molecule: messenger RNA, 807 nt
Organism: Malassezia restricta
Lineage: Eukaryota; Fungi; Basidiomycota; Malasseziomycetes; Malasseziales; Malasseziaceae
Product: protein involved in microtubule-related processes
Exons: 2
Coding region: 1-807 (268 amino acids)
Biological process (GO): microtubule-based process
Cellular component (GO): cytoplasm; nucleus
Source: RefSeq, a predicted model, not a curated record
AUGACGCAGGAGCUUGUAGAUGCCUGGUGCCGAGACAUUGAACAGCGUCGACUUGUCAUGGAGGCCCAUGAUGCCUAUAAAAACUGGGAGCAAAUGAUGGCGGUUGUGUGUGAAAGAUCACCUGUUCAAAUCCUAUGCUUGGGCAUUGGGUCAGCGUCAGUGCCGGCUGCCCGGGAUCAAUGGGCAUUGUUGCAGGAUAUGCGCCAGCAUAUAAGCAAGCGCUGUGGAACACAACCUUUGGUUGUGGUAUUUGAUCCUCAAUUCGAUGACAUGGAUGUGGCGCUAGUGCAACGUCAACAAGCACAACUGCCACAGGAGAAUAACUGUGGUGCCUAUCAACUAUCGGAGCCCACGUUGGUAUACAUGCCGCAUUGUCCCAAAGAGCUGUACGAGGCACUUCUACGUGCCAACUGGAAAAAAGAAGCGCUGGAUCACAUCAUUCUUUGUGGGAAUGAACUCAGCCUGUAUUCAACAGAUAUGACUGCCUAUCCUUGCCUCGAGAGAAUCGCACCCUAUACGCACGCAUAUCCCGUACCAUCACUACCUGCAUCCACAGCCGGUGCACUGGAUGCAAGUAUGCAGGUGUUUUUUUCGCCGUGGCAGGAUAUGCCGGAUUCGAAGCCCGCCCAGACGUGGACCUAUCAGCCCGUUCGACGCAAAGCGCGAGCGCGACGUGCCCGAUCGAGUCUUGUGCGUGAACCAAUGCGCAUGGAAGAAGACGCCUUCUGGUCACUACCGCAGGCCAGGUUGGAGUAUGGUCCAGAGGUGCUGACCACACCGGUGAUGAAUACCACAAAAAUCGUGUAG